This is a messenger RNA of Momordica charantia (bitter melon), 1872 nucleotides long. RefSeq names its product SWAP (Suppressor-of-White-APricot)/surp domain-containing protein / D111/G-patch domain-containing protein. NCBI's taxonomy places the organism in Eukaryota, Viridiplantae, Streptophyta, Magnoliopsida, Cucurbitales, Cucurbitaceae. The record is from RefSeq and is a predicted model, not a curated record. Gene Ontology annotation, biological process: RNA processing. Gene Ontology annotation, cellular component: nucleoplasm. Gene Ontology annotation, molecular function: RNA binding.
GGACAUCUCAUACGGAACUGAAAAUUUCCCUUUUUAUAUUUUUUGUAUGACCGACGAGCGAAGAGGCGUUCUCCUAUUCUACUUCACUUUUCUGCGCGAAACAYAGAUUGCCCAGCGUUCCGGCCAGUUAAUGAUUCGUUUUAAUCCAAUUGCUMCUCAAUUUUUUCCAUCGAUUUCUAAACAAGCCUAGCGAAAUCGAAUCGAAUCGAUUCGGUCCGGCGUCCAUUUUCGCAGACGAAGCCCUGAGAUCUAAGUGACCCUCAAUGGACAAAGGAAUGCCCCCUACCCUUUUUGUCAAUGAUGGUUCAUUUAUGGAAAGGUUUAAACAACUCCAACAACAAAAUGGUGACAAGGAUAAGGAAAAGGAUAAAGGUGCUACUUCUGAGGAGCCAAAACCAAUCAAGCUUGUAGCAGGAACUUCCAUUCCCCACAGUACUAGUAGUAAAACUAAUAUGCAGUUUAAGGGUGGUGAGAUUCGAAAAAAUCCUCCAUCUGGAAAACUUGCUUUCAGCUUGAAGCAGAAGUCAAAGCUUGUGACACCUGUAAAGUUAGGAGGAGAUGAGGAUGAAGAUGAAUCCGAUGCGGUAGAUGCAUCUGAUAAUGUACCAGAUAAGCGUCAAAAGUUAGGCUCACAGGAUGGUGCUGAGCAACCAGCAGGUCAAUCCGGUGUUGCACCACCUUCCCCAAGUGAUCCUACAGUGAAGAAAGUUGCCGACAAGCUAGCAAGUUUUGUGGCUAAACAUGGAAGGCAAUUUGAGCAUGUUACUCGCCAAAAGAAUCCUGGCGAUACACCUUUUAAAUUUUUAUUCGAUGAGAGUUCUGCAGAUUACAAAUACUACGAAUAUCAGCUAGCUGAAGAAGAAAGGGCUCUUUCACAAACCAUAGAAUCUAAAUCAUCUAGUGAUGGUGGGAGCACGCAAACUUCUAAGUCAAGAACUGGUUCCCAGAAAUCUUUCCAGCAGUCUUCAUCUUCAAAUUAUCAAACCCCUGCCUCUGCUUUGUAUGAAUCAUCUGAGGAUCCAAGAGCUUCCGUGGGUUCAUCUACUACUGCUGCAUGGUCUGAAAGGACAAGUGGGCCACCAUCAAGUGGAGAUCCAAUUGCAAUGAUGGAGUUCUACAUGAAGAAAGCUGCACGUGAAGAGAGGAUGAGACAACCUAAACAGUCAAAAGAUGAAAUGCCCCCACCUGCUUCUCUUCAAGCUUCAGGGAAAAGGGGGCAUCACAUGGGUGACUUCAUUCCCCAUGAGGAGCUCGAAAAGUUCUUAGCUACKUGCAAUGAUGCAUCUGCCCGGAAAUAUUCCAGAGAUGCUGCUGAUAAGGCUAAAAUCCAGGCUGAUAAUGUGGGGCACAAACUCCUAUCCAAAAUGGGAUGGAAAGAAGGUGAGGGUCUGGGAAGCUCCAAGAGUGGUAUUGCGGAUCCUAUAAUGGCUGGCGACGUGAAAACAAACAACUUGGGUGUUGGAGCUCAUCAACCUGGUGAGGUAACUCCUGAGGAUGACAUAUACGAGCAGUAUAAGAAGCGCAUGAUGCUUGGUUAUCGUUACAGACCAAACCCACUGAACAACCCCCGGAAAGCAUACUAUUGAAUGAUGAUGGUUUCUGCGAGGCACUAUGAUCAUUUUGGCUGUUGUGUUUGAAAAAUUAUAAGAAGUCGAACAACGUGGAACGAUGUAUUGUGGCAUAAUUAAUGUCUGAACUCAAUAAAUAGAUAAUAGACGUAGUUAUUUGUCAUUGUUUCGUUUCUUUUCUUUCCCUUUUCAGUGCGGGGUCAAGUCAGGUGAGGUCGGGUUGUUCAAACCGAAUGCUUAUUGGUAUACUAGACUAUACCUAUUUUUGUGCUAAAUAUGCAUAUUUUGAAGCAGUGUUCACUAA